Messenger RNA from Seminavis robusta, 2416 nucleotides. NCBI's taxonomy places the organism in Eukaryota, Bacillariophyta, Bacillariophyceae, Naviculales, Naviculaceae. The record is from the annotation of a GenBank genome assembly.
ACGUGUUGCUGGCCACAUCCUUUCUUCGUUUCCUUCUUCUUCUUCUGCUUGCUGCAUGGGCUUGCUACUGUACGAUGCAGCACUCGGCCACUUCCAAACCCUGGCUUCUCUCCGUUGUUGAGAUCAUGAGACUUUGACCUACCUUCCUCAUCUCACAAUUUUGACUUCGAGCAACUUCCAACCAGAAGAAGCCCGACAGCCUACUUCCUUCCUUCUCUCGCCCUCUCCAAGUUUUCAACUUCGCUCCUUUCACCAUGUCUGAUUUCGAGAUUACCAAAGACGACCUCAACCGUCCUGGCUUGCCUGCCAACGAGUCCCUUGUCGAGGGUGCCGGAAAGGUUAAACUUGAUGAGCCCCAGAGCUGGGGACGCGGUAUCAUCAAUGAUCUCCGUCGCACCGUUGGAACUCACUGGUUCCAAGAGAUGACCAACUUUAACCAGAAGACUGUCGCUGUCUCCUGUUUGAUCUUCAUCUCUGUCAUCCCUCCUACCUUGGCUUUCGGAGCCAGUUACGGAAAGAUGAGUGGUCAGCGUGUUGGAGCCAUUGAAACCAUCCUUGCCACCUCCUGGGUUGGUGUUGCCUACUCCCUCAUUGGUGGUAUGCCAAUGUGUGUUAUUGGAUCUACUGGUCCUGCCUUGGCUCUUUCCACUGCUGUCAAGAACAUUGCUGAAGGUGCUGGUAUGGACUACCUUCCCUUCAAUGGAUGGGUCAGCAUCUGGUUGUUGGGAUACUGCUUCACCGCCGCCUUCUUCGAUUUGACCCGCUAUGUCAAGCUUGCCACCCGCUUUACCGAUGAAAUCUUUGCCCUCCUCAUUGUGGCUAUCUUCGUCAUGGAUGCCGUUGGUGAUCCGUUCAGCCCCUCUGGUAUCCUCCGAUACUUCCAAGAAGACCACAGAUCUCAUACUACCACUGAGAACGAAGAAAAUCCGGACUACGAAUACUUGACUGUUGCUCUUCUCAGUACCAUCCUCGGUUUCGGAACCACCUGGUUGAUCUUCUUCUUCCGUGGCUUCAAGUUCUCCCCAUUCUUCUGCAAUGAUGGUGUCCGUACCUCCAUCUCUGAUUUCUCUGUCACCAUGUCCGUCCUUACCUGGACUCUUGUCAAGGAACUUCUCUUUGCUGAUGUACCGACUGAGGGUCUUGCUGUGCCUGAUCAGUUCGAACCUUCCUUCAAGUGCUGUACCGAGGCUUGCGACACCUACUGGCCUGAUGAAUGUAUGGAUCAACCUGAGGCAUAUGGAACUCGUUCAUGGUUUGUCCCCCUCUUUGACGUUCCAGGAUGGGCCCCAUUCGCCGCUGCUGGACCUGCUGUCAUGGCCUUCCUUCUUUGCUACCUUGAUAACGGUAUCACUUGGCACUUGAUCAACCACAAGCACCACAGAUUGACUCACGGAGAAGCAUACAACUACGAUCUUAUGUUGAAUGGUUGCUUCAACUGUGUCAAUGGUUUGAUGGGACUUCCUUGGUUGGUUGCCACUACCGUUCCAUGCAUCAUCCACUUGAACUCUCUUGCUGACAAGGAUGCUCAAGGAAACUUCCUCAGUGUACAGGAGACUCGUUUGACCCUGUUCUUCUCCCAUGCCCUUCUUGGUUUGACAAUGCUUUUCUUGGGUCUCCUCAAGCUUCUUCCUCUUCCUGUCCUUUACGGAGUCUUCCUCUUCAUGGGUCUCUCCUCUCUUCCUGGAAUCCAGUUCUGGAACCGAUUCCUCCUCUUCUUCCAGCAACCCAGCCGAUACCCCGAGUCUGUCUUUGUCAAGUACAUGGAGAAGAACCGCAUCCACAAGUACACUGUUAUCCAAAUCUGCUUCUUCUGCGGUGUCUUUGUUGUGAUGAACAUCAAGGCCAUCUCUAUUGCCUUCCCCUUCAUGACCUUCCUCUGUAUCCCAUCUCGUCUCUUUUUCCUCCCAAAGUUCUUCUCUGGAUGGGAAUUGGCUUUGUUGGAUGGUGAAGAAGAUCAAAUCAACGAGUGGAUCCAGGCCAAGGCUGACUCUAUCCGUGGCUUCAAAAUGUCCUUUGUUGACAUUGAGGAUGAUUCCGAUGAUGACGACAAGUCUGCUGCCUACACUCCCAAUAUCAUUGCUGGUGACAUGCAACCCAUGCCCGUCGUCAACAAGGCUGAAAUCAGCGAUGACCUUUCGGUCUAAGCAAAAGAUAGCCUUGGCAUACGCUGACGAGCUUGACUCGUGGAUACCACAUCCGGGCAUGUCGCUCGAUUGGUUUGCCAAAGCAAUUCACAGUAGAAUCAAUGUUGCAUUUUUGAGGGUCGUCUUCGACUUGAACCCAAAAGAUGAUUCGAGAUACCAAGUCUGUACACAUCAACCACACAUCACAACACCUGAACAUACAAAAGCUAGAACGGAGGCGCCAUUGAAUAGCUCCAUAGUGCCCCUUAAAAACUAUAACUGCACCACACAUC